CGUUCCGCUCCGGUGUGGUUGCAACGGGGCUUGAGCAGCCGAGCGCGCAGCCCCCGCCGCCUUCAACCCGUCCUUAAGGAGCGGAUCGCCACUCCGGCACUGGCGGGAAGCCUUUCGGACGGAGGACGGAGCCGGAGGAGGGGGCCAACUUGAGCAAACUAACGCUGCUGUUGUCUCCAUCCUUGUGGACAGACAAUGGAAGAAUCUCUCUCUCUGCCUUGACCAAAAGCCGUCCGUUCAGAAUUAUUGGAGGAAUGAGAUGGUGAUGUGGCCUUGAGAAUCUUUUUCAUGUUCAAAAUAUACUUUUGAAGUAAAAUAAAUGCGUCUGGGGUUUUGGACGUUUUUAUAUCUCUGAAGAAGUCCUUCUCCACCAAUUGCCGCCUAUCGUGGAUCGAUCCAGAGCUGAAACUCUGCAUGCUUCUUCGGCUCCAUCUUGUUUCGCCAUCUCCGAUGUGCCGCCAUUUUGUGGUGGAUUAUCGGCCAGUCGUGCUGCAAGUCGCUUGCCUAGCUUCUUCUUGACCAGAAAACUGGAAGGCAGAUUGUGCCUCACCCCGCCUUCUCCUUGGAUUUAUAAAUUACUUCUCCCAGUUCUUCCUUUUCCUACCUCAAAAGCUGAUUUGAAAAAGUUUAAACAUUUUCCAAAAACGGUUAUCCAAAAUGACAAGUCUGUUCCGACGGAGCAGCAGCAAUGGCGGCUCAAGGAACAGCUCUUCCGCUCAAGAACUUAACAAUAGCCGCCCCGCAAGGCAAGUACGGAGGCUGGAGUUUAACCAGGCGAUGGAGGAUUUCAAGACCAUGUUCCCCAACAUGGAUUAUGACAUCAUUGAAUGUGUCUUGAGAGCCAAUAAUGGUGCAGUCGAUGCCACCAUCGAUCAACUGCUACAGAUGAAUUUGGACUGCAGCGAAUGUGACGAGAGCUCGGAUUCCGACGACAGUAUUCCUCCUGAGAUUCUGGAACGGACUUUGGAACCAGACAGUUCAGAUGAGGAGCCCCCUCCAGUUUAUUCUCCUCCUUCCUAUGAUAUGCAUGUAUAUGACCGAAAAUACGUGCAGACUCCUCCAGUACCACCACCCAGAACUGAUAUCCAAAAUUCCAUCGGUUCACAAGCACAAAGACGAUACAGGGACUGGAACCCACCAUUAUUAGGGAAUCUUCCGGAUGACUUUCUCCGUAUCCUACCACAGCAAAUGGACAUGGUGCAGAGUACCCAAAACUGUCAGCAAAGCACACAGAAUCCUGGGAACCAAAGGGCUCAAGGCUCAUUGGAUCAGGAGAAGAAAUGGAAGCAGUACUUGGAAGACGAACGGAUUGCCCUGUUCCUCCAGAAUGAAGAAUUCAUGAAGGAGCUUCAGAGAAACCGAGAUUUUCUCCUGGCUCUUGAAAGAGAUCGGUUAAAGUAUGAAUCAAAGAAAUCCAAACUGAACAGCACUGCCCUGAGUUCAGAUCCCACUUUGUCCUCAGUAUUAUCAGAUGAGGUCACUCGCUCCUUAACUGCUGUGCCCAGCGGGGCUAUCUCCGACGAUGCCUUAUUCAGGGACAAGUUAAAACACAUGGGAAAAUCUACACGCAAGAAGUUGUUUGAACUUGCCAGAGCUUUCUCAGAAAAGACCAAAAUGAGGAAGUCAAAAAGAAAACAGCUUUUGAAGCACCAAGUGAUGGGGACUGCGGCCUCAACAGCAAACCUUCUUGACGAUGUUGAAGGACAUUCAUGUGAUGAGGACUGCCAAAUAAGAAAAAAAUUACCUGCAGCAGAAGAACCAUCAAAAGAAGUACAAUAAGAUCCAGAAUUGGCAAUUAGGGGAGAAAAAGCCAAAUAAGUUGAGAAACCAACCAAGAUGGUUAAAAGGGAAGAAUAGUUUUUAUGCUGGUGACUCUACUCUGGAAUGAUCUGAGUUCAACCACACAGGAACAGGAAGGCACAUUUUGAUUUUUUUUAAUCCGGCGCCUAAGAAUUUGGGUCUUUUUCAACUCUGAAGAAUCCACCACCAAAAAAUAGGGGGAGAAAACUGACAACUGACCUAAUCUUUUGUACACCAAUCUCUGAAGCUGGAUAAUGAUGAUCUAUUAUCAAAUGUGGUUCAGAUAUAGGAAACAAACGCCACACCAUUUUUUCAAAGUGGUUUCUGGCUGGUGUUUUUGAACCAUGACUUUUGAACGAAUGGAUAUUUGUGUCUUUCAUCCAGAUAGAGCAGUGGCCCUAUACAUUUUGCUGAAUUGUGGAUUUUUACUAUAAUUAUAUAAUUAUUGCUGCUAAUAGAAAAGAAGCCUGAAUCAUGCUAUUUGAGUGCGAUAGUCAGAAUAAUUUAAUUUUUUUCCCCUCCACGAAAAAGUGUUCCUGCAGAUCUUUUCCACAAUCAGAAGCCAUUCAUGAUAGAUAUUUCCCCUUAUUCAAGGGUGUCUGUGGGAGAGGUGGUCAAAAAAGUCAGGGCAGCAUCUUCAAACAAGAUAAAAGCUCCAACUUUUUCAAAAUGUUUUCUUUAAUCAAGGUUUACAUAACACAUUCAAUCUAACACAAAUGAAUGAAGAGCAGAAGAAAGAGAAAGAAAGAA
Messenger RNA from Protobothrops mucrosquamatus (brown spotted pit viper), 2550 nucleotides. It is a transcript of the gene CUEDC1, whose product is annotated as CUE domain containing 1. The record is from RefSeq and is a predicted model, not a curated record. The transcript is spliced from 12 exons. Gene Ontology annotation, molecular function: ubiquitin binding. The coding region runs from base 658 to 1779 and encodes 373 amino acids. NCBI's taxonomy places the organism in Eukaryota, Metazoa, Chordata, Lepidosauria, Squamata, Viperidae.